UGGAGGUGGCAGUGUGCGUGGGGACCCUGAAGUGUGAACAAGCAGCAAGCUUUCACAAAGUUUCCAGUUCUCUCUUGCAUGUCCUGUUCCCAACUCUGCCGAUUACCACAUAUUAAAGUUUUAGCAUAAGUUCCUGGGAUUCCCUCCUUGCUUCAGAUUUUUUUCUCUUUAUGGAGAUGAAUGAAGUGCCUAUAACCCGCUCUAUCCUAAGUGUGAACUCCCAGCAGAAGUUCAAAGAAAAGAACAAUAUUAAGAAUACAUUUCAUUCAAAUGAAUUGUCAUUCAAUGAGCAGAGACAAAAAUACCAAAAACAUAGUAAGAAGCACAAAAACACAGCAGAAGGCAUCCUUGAGGAAGACAAUUUCUCACUUCCAUGGAGGCUCAUCUCUAGUGUGCUUGGUGUCACGUGCCUUCUCCUGAUGGCUGUAGUCAUAGCGAUGACUAUUUUCAGUACAAACUUAUCUCCUGAAAGAACAUGUCCCAUGAUCCAGCAAAAAGGACCUCAUCAUCCCUGCCCAGAGAACUGGGUCUGGUUCAGAUGCAGCUGUUAUUACUUCUCCAAGGAAGCCCUAAGUUGGAGAGACAGUCAGCAAGCCUGCUUGUCUCUCAAUUCCAGUCUCAUAAGGAUAAGCAAAAAGGAGAUGGAUAUUUUCAGGUUGAAGACUUUCUUUUGGGUUGGAGUUUACUAUAAUGAAGCCAGCAGACAGUGGCUGUGGGAAAACCAUUCGGUUCUUCCCUCUGAGAUGUUUUGGGGUCUUGAAACCAAUAAGCAAGACUACUGUGUAUCUUAUAAAUCAAAAGGAACUUAUUUUGCAGAAAAAUGUACAACUGAACUGGGAUAUAUUUGCAAGAAAUACAAUAUCUAAUCCCAUGAAGUCACACAAGACAUGAAAAUUAAAUAUCUCUUCUCAAACUUUUUGGGUGCUUAUUUUCUGAAGAAAACAUUGCAAAUGUUUGUCUUUGCUUAAAUAAAAUUAUAUUCAAAUACA
This is a messenger RNA of Mesocricetus auratus (golden hamster), 989 nucleotides long. RefSeq names its product killer cell lectin-like receptor subfamily E member 1. Bases 171 to 866 code for a protein of 231 amino acids. Lineage: Eukaryota; Metazoa; Chordata; Mammalia; Rodentia; Cricetidae. The record is from RefSeq and is a predicted model, not a curated record. Gene Ontology annotation, biological process: positive regulation of natural killer cell mediated cytotoxicity; stimulatory C-type lectin receptor signaling pathway. The transcript is spliced from 7 exons.